AAAUAUUAUCACUACUCCUCGGUAUGUAUUUCUGUAAAAUAGUGAUUGCAAUAUUUACUUCCAAGUUCGACAUUUAAUCACAACCAAAAUUAUUAAUUUGAGUAGUUAAUUCCGUUAAUUCAAUAAGGAGCAUCAAAAAUAAAGACACGCGCGCGCCUAUAAUUUCCGCCAUCUUAUUUUUCAUAUAUAUAUAUUUUCAGAAUUGUUGAAUCAGCGUUUCGGUGGUACUCGAGUAUUGCUCAUUGGUGAUUGCUUAGACAAUUAAUUAAACCAAGUUGUUAAAACUUUUGUAGUGUGGUUUAGAGAAAAAUAAAAUAAAUUUAAAAUUAAGUGGAGUGUUUUAUAAAUAAAACAGUAAAUCAUGCAUAAAAUAUUGGGUAUGAAUAAUUGCAAGGUAUUUUCAGUGCUUAGAAGUCCCGAUGAGGGUGAAUCUGAUCGCAAAGUCUAAGCAAAAAUAACUAAAAGUGACGUAACAUUCAUUUUAAUAAACUCUUAAGGACUUAUCAAAGAUUUAAUAAUUAGCUACUUAUAUUAUUAUAAUUAAUACUCUAAUUGCAAACGUGUCAGGUGAUGCCUUAUCUCAAGCAAGAUAAUCUUGAUUAGUUGGAAAAAAAUAUUAAAAAUUGCCGUUCGCGGUAUAUAGAGUAUCUUCACAACCCGUAAUGUAUUUGCGAGAAAGGGAGCACCGAGGGAUUGAAUUAUUAAAAGCACCUGGAUCUGUGACCUCAGGCUCGGAAGCUUUUGCUUCAAUUAAAAAAUCUUUGGAGCUAAGAACCCGGGUUGGAUUGAGCGAAUCCAAGGGUGGAUUUGGAAUGAUCCAGGAGGCUCAGGCCGUGAUAACACCACGAUUUGGGUGGCUCAAGCUUACCGAUCCUGGAGACUGACACGAAAAAAGCGACAUUAGGACGGCGCGAUAGCACUUGCCGUGAGAUUAUUUUAUAGAAUUUUUUGUGUAAUAAAUAAAAUAAAAUUAUUUUGAUUUAUUAGUAAGGACUUUGGUCUUGAUCUCCGAUGUCUCUGGUGAUUAACAGUUUUCCGGCUGAAUCCGGGACUUGAUCAGGACUAUUAUGAAGGGACAACCAAAGAUGGCGGGACACCGGUGUCGGUAGCAGAAGGGGCUGCGCUUCCCUGUUGUUUUCCUUUUUUUUUUAUUUUGUCAAUCCGAGUGAUUGUGGAUACAGUGCCAUAGAUUAUUAUUAUUUUUGUUUUUAUUAUUGUUAUCGUUAGGUUAAGAUAAUAUGGACAAUUGUGCCGAUGGGUAGCUUUUUAUUGUUUAAGGUUGUUAUGCAUUAGUUAUUAUUAUUAUUGAUGUAAUUGUAACUGUUGUAUGUAACAAUAAGCGGGUAGAAUUUAUUAAAUUUAAUAAUUAGCUUGUAAGUCUAUUGCCAAAAUUUUAAGUAGUCAUUUUUAACAAUGCCGGCUACACCGAAUAAGCUCAAUUUGAGCUUCGCGCGAAACGCGUACAAUACUUUAAGCAACCGUACACCUACGGAAAAUGUCGACCCUCAGGUUGAGCAAAAAAAAGAGUUGUUAGAGGGUACCAGGGGAAACGGACUCCUUCAGCUUAAAAAUGGGGUGGAUUAUAUUAAUCCGGGGCAAGAGGACCAGAUGGAGAUUUAUGGAUACCGCAGAAGCAAAAUUUUCACAAUAAUAACCUGGAUUCUAAUAAUAGCAACUGGAGGUCUCCUGCGGCUAGUGUUCCACUGGGUACCACACUGGAUGUUGCGCGCGACUCACUCAAAAUGUCCGCUGGAGGAAGCGGACACCGUGCUGCUUGUGGAGCGGUUCCUGGGGAAACACGCGUACUACUACGUCAAACGAGUCAAAACUCUAACUGCUGCUGACGUAUCGAAGAACGCGCUGGACAGCGAAACGCUGAUCGACGAAUCGUGGACCGGAUCAGGCAGCGUGAAUUCGACAGACCUAGCCGGAGUGACCACUAUCGACGACUCCCUUAAACUGUCGGUCCACUUGCACAGCGGCCAUUUUAGACAGGUGUCCUCCAUCUUGAUGUUUACAUGCAAGAAACUUGUUUACAUCUGGGACACCGAACGCGGGGAGUUUCUUAAGCUUGCCGGGCUAGAUUUCGGCGUUUCUACGUCUACGUUGCACCAAAUGCCGGGACUGAGUUCUCAGGAGCAAUUCCUCAGGCGAAGCGUUUACGGCAACAACGAGAUAAAAAUCCCUCUGAAAAGCUUCCUCCAUUUGCUGUGCCUCGAAGCGCUGAAUCCAUUUUACGUCUUCCAAUUGUUCAGCUUCUGCCUGUGGAUCGCUGACGAUUACUACUACUACGGACUAGCAAUCAUGUCAAUGUCUUGCUUCGGUAUAACGAUGGCAGUAGUCCAAACCCGUCGGAACCAAGAGAAGCUCAGCUCAACAGUCCACUCAUCAGACGUCGCGACAGUGAUGCGAGACCGCACUACUGGUAAAGCAGAUUCCAUAACUUCCGAGCGUCUAGUCCCCGGCGACAUCCUUGUGAUCCCUCCCCACGGUUGCCUGAUGCCCUGUGACGCAGUUCUGCUCACUGGAACCUGCAUCCUAAACGAAUCCAUGCUCACCGGCGAGUCAGUCCCAGUGACCAAAACCCCGAUCCCCUCCUCUUCAGAGCUGACCUACGACACCAAAGAACAUGCAAGACACACCCUCUUCUGCGGCACCAAGGUCAUCCAGACCCGGUACUUCGGGGGCGAGAAAGUCCUAGCCGUGGUCAUCAGAACUGGAUUCACCACCAGUAAGGGAGAGCUAGUCAGGUCAAUAAUGUACCCCCCGCCAGUUGACUUCAAGUUUGAGCAGGACUCCUACAAGUUCGUCGAGAUCCUCGCCUGUAUCGCGGUAGUGGGUGCCAUCUACACCGCUAUCUCCAAGUCCCUUCGUGGAUUGCCUACUCGAGACAUUAUCCUAGAAGCUCUGGACCUCAUCACCAUAGUAGUUCCACCAGCUCUGCCCGCUGCCAUGACGGUAGGUCGGUUGGUCGCCCAAAGCCGCCUGGAGAAGCGCAGGAUCUACUGCACAAGUCCAAGGGCGAUCAACGUCUCCGGGUCCAUCGACUGCAUCUGCUUCGACAAGACUGGGACCCUUACUGAAGACGGCCUCGACAUGUGGGGCGUCGUCCCAUCAACUGACAGGAAGUUCCUUGUCCCUGUCAAGAAUAUCGUCAGCCUACCAGCCACGGAACUCUUGUUCGGGAUGGUCACCUGCCAUGAAAUCACCAUCAUCGACGGCAACCGGGUUGGAGACCCCUUGGACCUCAAGAUGUUCGAGUCUACUGGCUGGAGCCUCGAAGAACCCGACGUCUCCGACAACACCAAGUUCUCCAUGAUGUUCCCCAAUAUCGUUCGUCCACCCAAGGACUCAAAGCUGCUCAACCAGUUCUCUUUGCCCGGAAUUUCGCCGGCUCACCAGAAUUCUAUCGCUAACUCCGAGGUCGAAAACAUGUCCUUGAACAACCUGGCGGCUUCUGAUGCAGAGUUAGCGGAGCAGGGCCUGGAGAUCGGGAUCAUCAGGCAGUUCCCUUUUACGUCCAGCUUGCAGCGAAUGAGUGUCAUCACAAGAACGUUGGGCGCCAAUCACUACGAUCUUUACUGCAAAGGGAGUCCCGAGAUGAUCCAGUCCCUCUCGAUUCCAGAGUCAAUCCCAGCAGACUUUGCGUCUGUCCUCCAAGAGUACACUUCUGAAGGCUACCGGGUGAUAGCGAUUGGGCACAAGCCGCUGAACAAGCUGACCUACGCAAAGGUCCAUCGGCUAAGUCGGGAGUCUGCAGAAUCCGAGUUGAAUUUCUUGGGCUUCGUAGUACUGGAAAACCGUCUCAAGCUGGAAACCACUCCCGUAAUUGAAGAGCUGAACCGUGCUUGCAUAAAAACAGUGAUGGUCACCGGGGACAACAUCCUCACUGCGCUGUCAGUCGCUCGGGAUUGUGAGAUGAUCAAGUCCGAUAUGCCAGUGAUUCAGGUGACUGCAGUUCAAAUUGGCCAGCAGUCUCAGGUCUACUUUUCCCGUAGUGACGUCUCUCCAAUUCCAUCAAGCAUCAGCGAGAUAACGGAUCUGAACAGUAUUGUUUCUUUGGAGAUCGAGAGCCGGUCCUUCGUUCGUCCAGACAACGCUUAUCUAGAUGACUACCACAAGAACAACAAGUACGUGUUUGCAGUAACUGGCAAGACCUGGGCGAUCUUGAAACAGUUUCAUCCUGAGUUGAUCCCAAAGAUCGCGACUCGGGGAGCUAUCUAUGCUCGGAUGUCUCCAGACCAGAAACAGCAGCUGGUCCAGGAAUUGCAAGGCUUGGGAUACUAUGUCGCAAUGGUUGGAGAUGGUGCUAAUGAUUGUGGUGCGCUUAAGGCUGCCCACACUGGAAUAUCUCUGUCUGACACGGAAUCUUCAGUGGCUUCCCCGUUCACCAGUCGGGAGACCAACAUCUCUUGCCUCCAAUCUGUGAUCCGCGAAGGCCGGGCUGCUUUGGUUACUUCUUUCGGGAUCUUCAAGUACAUGGCUGCCUACUCUUUGACGCAGUUUGUUUCAGUGAUGAUUCUUUACGAGAUUGACUCCAACCUGACGGAUUUUGAGUUUCUGUAUAUUGACCUGCUGAUCAUAUCGAUCUUCGCGUUCUUCCUGCCCAGGACGGCGGCCUACGACGGACCGCUGGUGAAGGAUCCACCACUGACUAGUUUGGUCAGCACGUCGUCGAUCCUGAGCAUCGCCAGCCAAAUGAUUAUCGUUACGAUUUUCCAGGUGCUAAGCUACUGUAAUCUCAAGCAGAACGUGUGGUACGAGCCCUUCAACGUCGAGAAGAUCGAAGACAAAGAUGAUGUGUCCUGCUAUGAAAACUACACGCUCUUUAUCAUCAGCUCGAUGCAGUAUAUCAUUCUGGCAGCUACUUUUUCUAAAGGACAUCCUUAUCGGAAGAACAUCUUCACUAAUCACGGUCUUCUAGCCUCGUUCAUUUUGCUGUCGUUGUUCUCCAGUUACCUGGCGAUCUGUCCGUUCCAAUGGCUGGAGACCCAGUUUGAGCUAAAGAUGCCGCCAGAGAUGUCCUUCAGGGUGAGGCUGGUGCUGUAUGGAGCGGCCAAUCUGGUGAUAGCGCUGCUGGUGGAGCAUCUGGUGAUAGACUAUCUGAUCUCGGAAAAGCUUCGGUAUCGUUGGCACAACUUGGACAAGUCCAAGCGUAAGUUUCUGGCACUGGAGCGAGACAUGGCCAGGAACACCAAGUGGCCACCAUUGACCCAGGAACCACCAACUCCUGACGCUGCGGCGGUUCCGGAUUUGAUCAGACGGAAUACGGUCACUGAAAUCAAGAUCGAGAAACUCGUUCCGGAAAAUGUUCCAUUGACACCUGCAAAAGGGUUCCUUGGAGGAGGAAAGAGAUCACUGACAAUGGGAAAUAAGUUUGGGUCAGCAAGAGAGGUUACACUCAAUCCGACUAGCUUGGUUAAUGACAGGAAUACAGUGUCAAUGCAAAUUGUGUCUUGCUGUGAAAAUGAAGAGCUCAAGGAUAUUCCUAAGAAGCUAGUGAAUAGAAAUGGGACUGGAUAUGGUGGUGGUGAUGGUAAAAGACGACACAACUCGGAGUCUGAGAACGGAAUUGGAAGAGACAACCCGCUCGGCACGCUUACGUCGAUAAAUCCGAUAGCGACGUUACCCAGAAACCAGUCAGCGAUUUACCAGAAAAUUAGGGAGGGAAAUUCGGAAAGGGUCAACAAAAGCGAGGAUCUCAGAAGAGGGCAGAGUGUAUUGGAGAUGGAUGUGCUGCCAUCUUGAGAUAAGCUGAUGGCCUUUGUUUGGUCAAAGGGUUUUAUACUGAGGUUAAUUGUGCUGAUAGUAUGACACAGGACUAUGAGCAUUUAAUUUCAUUUUUUUAUUGAAGUCAAUGCUGCCGUUUUAGAGGGUUGUUACUUAAAUUAUGGUGCUGUAAUCAAUUUUUUGAUUUGGAAUAUUCGGUUGAUUGAAAGUAUGACUAAUAUAUGUCAUAUAUAAUCACAUCUGAUCAUUGGAAAAUUUUACGUUUUCCUAUUUGCCAUUUCGCCAUAAUAUAUGAUAGUAAGGUAAAAGCCCCAAUAUAUGAUCAUGUACCAGUAUAUGAUCACUCCAUGUAUUUGUAUACCUAUAUUU
Cotesia glomerata is the source of this 6099-nucleotide messenger RNA. RefSeq names its product polyamine-transporting ATPase 13A3-like (gene anne). The record is from RefSeq and is a predicted model, not a curated record. Bases 1414 to 5748 code for a protein of 1444 amino acids. Gene Ontology annotation, biological process: polyamine transmembrane transport; intracellular calcium ion homeostasis. The transcript has 6 exons. NCBI's taxonomy places the organism in Eukaryota, Metazoa, Arthropoda, Insecta, Hymenoptera, Braconidae. Gene Ontology annotation, cellular component: membrane. Gene Ontology annotation, molecular function: ATP hydrolysis activity; ATP binding; polyamine transmembrane transporter activity.